GUUAGGAUGGGGUUGAUAAUAAUAACGCCCAACGGGCUCUUUUCAGAGACUUUGAACUUUGUGUGACCGCUGCUGACAAAACAGGGCAAAGACUCAUGAAGCCAACGAAGUGAGAUCACUCUUCGUUCAUUCCUCAGCCGCGAUCACUUUCGGAAGAGGCGAUGAGAGGAGAACAUAGGAUAACAUUUCCGCCAGCGACUCUCGAUGCCGCUUCUACAAGAACGGCAUCAUAUCUUGAUUUGCCACUGGAGCUGUGGCGACUCGUGUUUGAGUACCUGCCACCUUCAGCGAUUCUCCAGGGUGCCCUUGUUUCACCAACAUUGUCGCUUUCACACUAUUGUCAAUCCCAGAUCUGGGCCAGGAUCGAUGCAGAGGACUGGGUUCUUGAGGGAGUGUACCAGGGCCUCGCCAAGAAUGCGUCGCUGAUCCGGAGGUUGUCCUGUCGGGCCAAGUCGAAGCUGGAUGUACUGUCGGUCCCUGAGUGCCGGUUUCUCACACAUCUGGAUAUUGAGCAAAUGCGAUUCCUAAGCAGCGCAGUCUUGGAGCGGGUGCUGGAGCAUAACUGUGAGAGUUUGCAGAGCUUGCGGAUUCGGCUGGAUAGGAGUAUUUUUCAAAUGGUGACAGAGAAAGUGGGGAGAAUGAGGGAACUGAGGGAGUUGUAUCUGCAGCAUUGGGAAGGGAUUCACCAGGACGCGCUCGAGAGGCUUCUGGAAGCGUGCCCACAGAUCGAGACAUUGUCGCUUGGUCACAAUUCUUUGUACCCAUUUCGACUCGAGAACAUGAAGGAGAGUUCUGGUGCACCGCCGAAGACUCGGCUCAAGAUUCAGUCGCUGACUCUUGAUGGGGCGGUUAUUUUUCAUGAAGACCUAGUCCUCAACCUGGCUUCGCGCUGCCCUGACCUCGAGAGUCUUUGCAUGCAGGGAUGCUUCGGCAUCCGGCUGUCUUCGACAUUUAUCACGUCGCUGGCGGAGCGAUGUCCGAAGCUGCAGAGGCUCAAUCUCACGAACCAGUCGACGACCGACGAUUUUUACAAGACCCUGUUUUACGUUCUUCCACAUCUCAAGGAGCUCAGGGCGACGAGCUCGGUGCUGACGGACGACGAUGUGCAAGUGCUAAUCGAGUAUUGCGGACCGACGCUCCAGAUUCUCGAUAUCGGACUUUGCACCUCACUCGGAAGUCGGUCGGUUCUCUUGAUUCUUCUCAAAUGCCCUUCUUUGGUUCACUUAGAUGCGCGCGGAGUCGAUUUCAAUCCACGGGAUAUGGAGCCAGCGGACGAAUGGGCAUGUACUAUGCUCAAGUCGCUCUAUCUCGAGAUCUUGCUUCCGAAACGGAACCAUUAUCCUGUGGGAGAACCCGAACGGAUCAGGGGCAAGUUGUACCAGCAGCUUUCGCGGCUAACACAGUUGCAGUCCUUGCAGCUCGGCGCAGGAUCGAAAGAUAGGGGCGUCAAUAUUCUGGAGAUGUCGCUUCUGACGGGACUGUCAUCCCUGGCAACGUUGACACGGCUCGAGAGACUCGAGAUCAAGAAACUGAACCAUGCAGUCAGAAGUGCGGAGGUCGCCUGGAUGGUCAAGGUCUGGCCGCGGCUACAAAAACUUGGGAUCCUGUUAGACACGAAUGCGGAUAUGGAGCUCGUGCGUACGGUCCAUCUCAGGAACAAAAAUGUUUAUGUCUGGUAGAUAUAGCAUUUUGGAGGACUAAAAAAAAACUCAAAGGGAUGAAUAAAUGGCAGAGGGUGUAUAUGCGCCA
This is a messenger RNA of Gamsiella multidivaricata, 1749 nucleotides long. RefSeq lists its product as uncharacterized. Gene Ontology annotation, cellular component: SCF ubiquitin ligase complex. Gene Ontology annotation, biological process: SCF-dependent proteasomal ubiquitin-dependent protein catabolic process. Gene Ontology annotation, molecular function: protein binding. Bases 162 to 1679 code for a protein of 505 amino acids. The transcript has a single exon. Lineage: Eukaryota; Fungi; Mortierellomycota; Mortierellomycetes; Mortierellales; Mortierellaceae. The record is from RefSeq and is a predicted model, not a curated record.